GCCAGCGGUCAGUUAGCGCCCCGCAGCCGAACGACCAGUCGCGGGUCAGACAUGGCCAGCGCAUAGUUUGCCGCCAUGAUUGACGAUAUCCCAGAGACCGGCGCCGUCUUCACGUUCGGCAAAUCACACUUCGCCGACAAUGAACCCAGUCACUUCUUUAUCAAAAACGACCCAAUCGUAGCGAUAUCUUGUGGCGACGAGCACAGUGCCGUUAUAUGCCAGAACGGUCGUGUGUUCGUGUUUGGCGCAAACGCCUGGGGCCAACUCGGACUGGGAAAUAAGGAGGAAGUAACAAGACCAAGUUGUGUAAAAUGGCUGAAACCACACCGCACCAUGUUUGUAGCGUGUGGGCGGGCGCACACUGUUUUUGUUACCGACACAAAUGCCAUCUACGCUGUUGGCUGCAACGAGGAAGGCCAGCUUGGUACGGGCGACGUCGAGUCCCACUCGGUACCGCAGUACGUGGAGCUGGAAGCCGACCAGCCAAUACGGCAGGUCUCCGCCGGCAGUAACCAUACUGCUGUUCUUACUGAUGAUGGACGGGUGUUCAUGUGUGGAUCGAACACUGAAGGUCAACUCGGACUAGGUGAGGACGCCAGGUCCUGCGUUAAACUCACAGAGCUCAAGUUCAUGGAGAAGAUCGCGUUUGUCGAGUGCGGUUACUAUCACACCGUAUUUAUUACUGCAAAAGGAGCCGUUUUCGUAACAGGGGAUAAUGAGAACCAAAAGCUUGGGCUACCAAAUACAGCAAACACAAUAUACGUACCUCAAGUUCUACCUAUAUCAGUACAAAUAAAGAGUGCAUGUUGUGGCGCAAACCAUACAUUUCUUUUGUCUAUGGACGAAAGCAAAAUAUUAGCUUUCGGUUCCAAUGAAAAAGGACAAUUGGGCAUGCCGAAUACAAUUGAAAUAGUGAAGGAGCCAACGGAAAUUAAUAUGGAUAAAAUGUUCGACGGCUAUCAACUGAAAUUGGUUGCCUGUGGGGCUAUGCACACUGCUUUUGUUACUGACAAUGGAUUGCUUUACACCUGUGGCGAGUCAAGGCACGAUAAACUGUGCUUGGACGAAAUCGACGCCGAUAACUCGACCGACUUACCAAAUCAAUAUUCACCUAAGCGGGUCACCGCCAUGAAUGGUUUCAUUGUAGACAAUGUGGCUUGCGGCGGCUGCCACACUUUACUCACCGCUACUAAAGGUUCCAACGCAGACUUCACUAAUAACGAUUUCAUAGUCAACCAAGACAAUAGACAAAUAUCUAUUACGGAGCUACCUCCCCUACAAAAAGUACCGAUCAUGAACAAAGAAGAUCCCCCAGUGGAUACAACGAAACCUUUAGAUAAUGAACUUGUAAUUGAAAACUCUAAUAAUGCAAACGAAGAAAGCAGAUCGAUCGAUUCAUUGGAAGCCAAUGUAAGCGGAUCUCAUAUUGUACAUAUCAACGAUCUUGAAACAGACACUGCAAGCACUGAUAAUAUACCUGAUCUAAACAAUGACACCAGUAUAAUAAAUGAAAAUAUUCCAAAAAUGGAUAUAUCAAUGUCUAUUGAAAAAGGAAUGUCAGAAAUAUCAGAAAAAAUUGAACAAGCAAAAGAGAAAGUCUCAGAGGAUAUAAAGGAAAUAGAAAACAAAGCCGAAGACAAUAUACAAGAAAUUGUACAUACAGUUAAAGAAGAAGCGAACGAUAAAAUAGAAGUCGUCGAGGACAUUCUAAAAAAAUCUGUGGCAAAAAUCGACCCAGGGCUACAUUGCGAUGAAAAAAUAUCAUUAGGAAUUCCAAAAAAAUUAUCAGAGAUUAACAAUUCACCACCUCCAAAGAGUCCCUUAAUUCAAGACCUUUUACACAUACCUGAUAUAUCCCACAUGAGUCCAAAUUUAAGCAAACACAGCGAUGAUGGUCAACGAAGUGACGGAGGACAAUCAGAAAAUGAAACUAUACCAUGUGGUUCUGAUAAAUCGAGUCCACAAGCUGGAAAAACAAAAACACAAGCAGUAUUACCAAUUGUAAGAAGUGAAGAUCAUAUUGAUCAAGACCCAACUAAUUGUGAAGAUUCAGAGGUGGUUGUUAAUAAACUGGAGGAGAAAGGUCGAUUUGCGCGCAUUUUUCAAUCUAUACGAGAUAAAGAAAACUCAUGCAUGGGUAAGGGGAAGGUAAUAGAAGAAAAGGUUACAGAAAACAUUCAUAAAGGCAUUGAAACUGCGGAAGAAAAGGUCCACAAAAUUGAAGAGACCGUAGAAACAGAAAUCAGAAACCAAACAAACUCAAGAACCUGCACCAUUUUAUAAAAUUCUAACGUUAUUUAAUAAUUUAAUAUCUUAGAUGUUUACUGAAUUAAUAAAUUUUUAUGAUUUCUAUCGUUAAA
Zerene cesonia (dogface butterfly) is the source of this 2360-nucleotide messenger RNA. RefSeq names its product X-linked retinitis pigmentosa GTPase regulator-like. NCBI's taxonomy places the organism in Eukaryota, Metazoa, Arthropoda, Insecta, Lepidoptera, Pieridae. The transcript has 8 exons. The record is from RefSeq and is a predicted model, not a curated record. Bases 76 to 2283 code for a protein of 735 amino acids.